This is a messenger RNA of Dothidotthia symphoricarpi CBS 119687, 1323 nucleotides long. RefSeq lists its product as uncharacterized. The record is from RefSeq and is a predicted model, not a curated record. NCBI's taxonomy places the organism in Eukaryota, Fungi, Ascomycota, Dothideomycetes, Pleosporales, Dothidotthiaceae. Bases 249 to 1238 code for a protein of 329 amino acids. The transcript has 2 exons.
ACGUCAGCUCUCGUCCGACCUUGAGAUCUUGUUUAAACCACGAAGCACCUGCCUUUCUCCUCCAUUCGCAAAUCGUCCACUUUUCCCCAUAUCGUCCUUGACACGUUGAUUAGCCAAUUAUAUAUUACGCGUUGAAGCUUUAUUUUACAGCCAUCGCAGCUCUUCUCACUCUCACAAACGCUUGGAAACAGCUCAUGGACAGUCAGUCUAGACUUGACUUGACCAUCACGCACGCAAGAUAAAACACGAUGGUGUCGAAACCGCAGUCCCCAGGUCCGAAUUCGACUUCGACUCCAACCCCAGCAGCAGCAGCAGCUGCUGCCCCCAAACAAUCCAACCCAAAAAAGCAAACCCCGUCGACGCAGUCACAACAACCCAUACGCACAAAACCAAGCACGGAGAAACCACAACCCGCGAAACCUCUGCCCCAGACUACUUCCUCAACACCCACACCCACACCCACAUCCACAGCCGACAAGCCCCGCCGAAAGCCCAGAAAACUCACAGUCCCGUCGACAGCAACGCCGCCAGCAGCAUCUACAUCCACACCCACGCCCACACCCUCCGCGGCAGCCACACCCGCCGCAGCCGACGACCUCGAAGCGCUAAAAUCGCGCGUCCGCGGCCUCGAAGCAAAAGUCGAAGAGCUGAUAAAACACGGCACCGCAGCGACAGGAGCAGGUGGUGUAUCGCGGUCCCCGCGCCGCAGAGGAAAACCGCGAAAAGCGUCUUCCACGGCAACGACACUGCCCACGCUCGCGAGCACGCGGCAGGAAAGCGAUGUCAGUGAGAAGAAAGACCACCAAGAAGAAGAAGCAGACGAGGAGCUACAACGCCUCGAAGGCGAACUCGCAGGCGCGCGCCGCGAAUUAGCUCUCUUCGACCCCCCCGCCGCCAGCAGAAGGGGAAAUAGACGCCGCCACCAUCCGCGCGGGGACGUCGCACCCGGGGACGACGACGCAGAAGAAGACGUAGAAGACAUCCCCCGCCCCUCCCCCAACCCCAGCACAGCCGAACAGAACAGAAGCGUCACCCUCUCGGGCAGCUACCGCAUCCCCCUCCCCUCCAGCGUCAGCAUGUCCGACGUCGCUACGAUUCAAAGCGGGGUUAGUGCUGCGCAGAGCGUGGCGAGGCGCGUGUUGGAGCAACGGCGUGCUGCUGCGGCGGGGGAGGGGCGAGGAAGAAGAGGCCGGGGAAUAAGACGAGACUUAGUGGGGAGCAGGUGCAGGGGCUUAUGAGUUAGCUGGCGUGUUAUCUUUGAGGAUAUGGUUUUCUGGGACGGUGGUGGUGUAUUUUACUUUGUUGUAGCAUGUAUGUAUUUAU